UGACACGUGGAAGUUUGCAUAAGAAGAUAGAAAUCCACACAUCUCGAAUGAAGCACAAGCUCCCACGCUCAUCAGUCACUCCCCGUGGGUCCCACAUUCUUCGCAAAAACUCCCAAAAUUUACAAUCAAUUUCUGCUGUUCAGCUCAGACCGAAACGAAGAAGAUCAAUUCAAAACACUUUAUCCAAACCCUAAUCGAUGUCAAUCAAUGAUAAUCUGAAUUGUUCUAUCUUCGUUGUCCUCUUUUUGAGAAGUCAGCGACAAGGUUUUUAACGGUUUACGCUUGUAAUUCGGUCGAGAUACAUGAAGAGCAAACUGCGACCGAUGCCCAACACAGCUUAAUAAUAUGCUAUUUUCAGAUCACGAAACCGACAUUCAGAAAAUGGGAUAUGCUUUUAGCAAAUUGGAGGUGAAUUCUGGAGUACUCGAUGGCUCCAGUUCUACUAACGAGCCCGAUAGACUUUCGAAUUCCUCCGGCCAUGAUAUUGCUCACCUGACGAAGCUUCGAACCGGGCCCCACGUAAAUUUGAGCCGGGCUUUGCCAGGUCAGCGUGAGUUCCCCGUUUCGACGGUGAAGAUGUUGGCUGGUCGUGAAGCAAAUCUUUCCGGAAGAGGGAGAUUCUCAUCAGGAGACUGUCGUCAUGUUUUGAGUAAAUAUUUGCCAGUUAAUGGUCCGUGUGUUGUGGACCAAAUGUCAAGUAGGGCUUACGUGUCACAAUUCUCUGCCGAUGGUUCGCUUUUUCUUGCUGCAUUUCAGGGAAGUCAAAUUAGAAUAUAUGAUGUCGAAAGAGGAUGGAAAGUUCAGAAGAAUAUUCUUGCAAGAAGUUUGAGGUGGACGAUCACCGAUACAUGCCUGUCGCCUGAUCAAAGACAUCUUAUUUACGCUAGCAUGUCGCCGAUCGCCCAUAUUGUCAACGUUGGAUCUUCCACUAAAGAUUCUCACGCAAAUGUUACUGAAGUACAUGAGGGUUUUGAUUUCUCCUCUCCUAAUGAAAGUGGAUAUUCUUUCGGAAUAUUCUCUCUGAAAUUUUCGACCGAUGGGCGAGAAGUUGUUGCUGGAGGCAGCGAUGGAAAUAUAUAUGUUUACGACCUCGAAGCGAAAAAACUCUCUCUUCAAAUCUCGGCACAUGUGUCUGAUGUAAACUCUGUAUGCUUUGCUGAUGAAAGCAGCCAUCUCAUUUAUUCUGGAAGUGAUGACAAUUUCUGUAAGGUUUGGGAUAGACGAUGCUUUAGAGCUAGAGGUAAACCUGCAGGGGUGCUUAUGGGCCACCUUGAAGGGAUCACAUUUAUCGAUAGCCGUGGAGAUGGUCGAUAUCUAAUAUCCAACGGCAAAGAUCAAUCCAUCAAAUUGUGGGAUAUCCGUAAAAUGUCCUCCGAUGCUACUUGUUAUCAAAGAUACAGGAAUUAUGAAUGGGAUUACAGAUGGAUGGACUACCCUCCUCAAGCAAGAGACUUGAAGCAUCCGUACGAUCAAUCAGUAGCUACAUAUAAAGGCCAUUCCGUCUUACGCACUCUAAUUCGUUGUUACUUCUCGCCAGAAUCUAGCACCGGCCAGAAGUACAUCUACACCGGUUCUCAUGAUUCUUGCAUCUAUAUUUAUGAUUUGGUGAGUGGAGCUCAAGUUGCGAAGCUGCAACACCAUAAAUCGACGGUGAGAGAUUGUAGUUGGCACCCGAAUUAUCCGACACUGGUUAGCUCUUCUUGGGAUGGAGAUAUCGUCAAGUGAUUCCCUGGAAACGGAGAGGCCCCGUCACCUGCUAACAAGAAGAUACUUCGAAGGAGACAUUUUUACUAAGAUAUACACACAACCCCUUUUGUAAGUUCAUAUGUAUGAUAUGACAGUACCGUAAUUAAUGUUGUAAUAUUUCUCAGAUUAUUAUAUCAAUAACGUCGAAUAAGGGAAUUUUUUUUUUUAAAAGAAA
This is a messenger RNA of Erythranthe guttata (spotted monkey flower), 1921 nucleotides long. Its product is annotated as transducin family protein / WD-40 repeat family protein. Gene Ontology annotation, biological process: proteasome-mediated ubiquitin-dependent protein catabolic process. The record is from RefSeq and is a predicted model, not a curated record. Gene Ontology annotation, molecular function: protein binding. Gene Ontology annotation, cellular component: Cul4-RING E3 ubiquitin ligase complex. Lineage: Eukaryota; Viridiplantae; Streptophyta; Magnoliopsida; Lamiales; Phrymaceae.